Thamnophis elegans (Western terrestrial garter snake) is the source of this 1547-nucleotide messenger RNA. RefSeq names its product ephrin-A4-like. The record is from RefSeq and is a predicted model, not a curated record. Gene Ontology annotation, biological process: axon guidance; ephrin receptor signaling pathway. Gene Ontology annotation, cellular component: plasma membrane. Gene Ontology annotation, molecular function: ephrin receptor binding. The coding region runs from base 66 to 710 and encodes 214 amino acids. NCBI's taxonomy places the organism in Eukaryota, Metazoa, Chordata, Lepidosauria, Squamata, Natricidae. The transcript is spliced from 6 exons.
CGUCCCGCCGCGACUCCUCCGGCCGCCGCCAACGCUGCGCCCCCCUUUUCCCUCCCGACGGAGCGAUGCGCCCCACGGAGGCGCUGCUGCUGCUGCCUUGGGGGCUCUUCCUCUUUUGGGGGGCCCUGCUGGCCCGGCAGGUGCGAGGCCUCCGCCACAGCGUCUACUGGAACGCCAGCAACCCCAGGUUCUUCAAUUCAGAUGGAGGUUAUGCCAUUCAGGUGUCCAUCAACGAUUACCUGGAUAUCUACUGCCCGCAUUAUGACCGGCCUCUGGUCAGCGGGAAGCCGGAAUCCUUCACUUUGCUUAUGGUCAACGCCGACGGAUACCAAGGCUGCUACGAAACGCCGGGCGCUUUCAAACGUUGGGAGUGUAACCGCCCGUAUGCGGCCUACGGCGCCGUCCGGUUCUCGGAGAAAAUCCAGAGGUUUACCCCGUUUUCGUUGGGCAUCGAAUUCCAGAGCGGCCGUGAAUAUUACUAUAUAUCUAUCCCUGCCCCGGAGAGUCCUGGCCAGUGUUUGAAGCUACGCGUUUUGGUCUGCUGCAAAGCCGCGACCACCGCAGACCCCGCGACGGAGGCCCCCAAAUCUCAGCCCCGAGGGAGAGGAGGUCCAGAGAAAGCAGAGGUCAUUCGGGCACACAGCCCUGCCCCGAUCCGGCUUAGCGUCGCCUGCCUGGCUCUCCUGGUGGUGCCCUUUCUCUGGCUCUGACUGCCGGGAAUUUGGAUCGCGUUCCCCCCCAAAGACUCGGGCCGGUUAGGGAGCGCCGGCGGAGGGAUCCCUCCACCCCACUGUUACCCCCGCUGCGAAGAUGCUGACCGACCGCUUGGCACUUUAGACUUUGACGAAGACCCCCUCCUCAUUUCUCCUUCGAUUGACCACACAGCUGAUUUUGGGACGGGUCGGCCGACAGUGUUUCCAAAUCCCGAAGGAACGCCUCUUUAAUCCGGGAUGAUCCUCUCCGCUUCCAUUCAGGCUCCUGAGGAUUUCUAGUGAGAGCGCAUUGUGUCUCGUUCCCACCACCGGAUAUCAAAGCUGUGCUUUCUGCCUCCAGGACCGGAUGGAGACCCCACCACCACCACCACCAAGCUGGCUUCCCCCACCCCAAACAAGAAAAUUCAGAUUUGAGUCCCUUCCAGAUUUCAGCCGAAGACAAUCUCCCCAGGACUUCACGCCAAAGAGACGAGAUUUCUCCCCGUUACUCCGCUGGCAAUCUCCCAAGGACUUAAAACCGUGCUGCUUAAAUAGAGGAGGUUGGCUUUGUAUACCCCACCCCAAAAUUUCCUCUUUGGGGUGAACAUUGCCCCCCCCCCCAAAAAAACCCCACCCUCUGGACUGUGUCAGCUUCCCCGCGCUUUCUGUUCUCGAUGAGAACAAUCCUGACGGACGGCUCCAUUAUAUUAUCUUCCGUGAAGAAAGCAACUUCCUGUAGCUGGUGCGCUGCUCCCAUGUUUUUUUUAUGAUUAUUGUGUUUUUAAAUUUGGUGGUCCCUCCCGCUGAAUCCGGGAUCAUCGGUGACUGAGCCAAACAAUAAAUCCGUUUUAGAAA